AUGUUCCGCGGAACUUCAUUGAGUGGGUUCGGUUGGAAUUUUGAAACACAACUCAAUGAAGCGGACGAGGAAGUGUGGGCCAAACUAAUUAAUUCAAAUCCAGAUGCAAUUUCAUUGAAGACCAAAAAAAUUCCAAACUACAAUGAAAUGAUAGCUUUGUUUGCGAAAGAUAGGGCUUCAGGGGUAUAUGUUGAAACCCCGAAAAAGAAGAAUGCUCGAUUGAAAAGGAUUGGGGAUAUCAAAGUAGAAACAAUUGAAGAAGUUGAUCAGUUACUAGCAAGCAAUGGCAUAACACUUGAGAAACAACAAACAAAUAAUGAAGAUGAUGAUGAUGAUGAUGAUGGUCUUGAUGAUAUUCAAGUGUUAUCUCCUACAUGCUUUUCGCAGGUUAUUAUGAGUGCAGUUAAAGAUGUGGCUUCUGCUAUGAGGGAGGGUAACAAAAUCUUCGAAAACUCUCAUCAUCGGGUUUAUACAGGUGAUGAAAUUUAUAAAGAUUUAGAGCCAAUGGAUUUGGAACCCGAUGAAUUAGCAGAAGCUCUCAUGUUUUUGUUGCGAAAUCAAAGAUUGAUGUCGGGACAUUAUUUAGAGUUCCAUUUAAAACAUGAAAAAGUUUGCUGA
Messenger RNA from Lactuca saligna, 618 nucleotides. The record is from the annotation of a GenBank genome assembly. NCBI's taxonomy places the organism in Eukaryota, Viridiplantae, Streptophyta, Magnoliopsida, Asterales, Asteraceae.